Annulohypoxylon truncatum is the source of this 898-nucleotide messenger RNA. RefSeq lists its product as uncharacterized. Bases 350 to 736 code for a protein of 128 amino acids. The transcript has a single exon. NCBI's taxonomy places the organism in Eukaryota, Fungi, Ascomycota, Sordariomycetes, Xylariales, Hypoxylaceae. The record is from RefSeq and is a predicted model, not a curated record.
CAUGUUCUGUCUCUCAUGCCGCCGCCAUUUCUGCCCCCAUACAGCUAUACGUGUAUGUAUGUCAGACGUCGUAACACUGUACACUUGCACCUCUUGACAUAGUAUCGAUGGUAGGCAAUGACGCAAUAUAUUUAUAUCCCGUAGCCUCGUCUCGAGAAGGGAUUAUAAAAAGUUGCGGAUAUACCUGGAGAAGGCGGUGCGGGAUCCGGGUUUGUAUGCUGAGGUAUUUACAAAACAACCUGAUAUCAUCUCUCGUAUAACCACAUAUAAGAACUCCAUUGCUCAAACCAGGAAUACUCGCGGACCAGACACGAUCCCAAACACGAUAAACGAACACCGAAGAUCUAACAUGAAGCCAAUCCCUCACAACCAGGCUCCUAAGAGCCCACCACCAUCAUCAUCCUCUACCUCCUCCAGCUCUCCCAGAGCGAAAAGCAACUCGCAAACACCAAAGCCUGGCAAGACCAUCCCGGCACCGGCCCCGGCGACGAAACCAGGAACCCAAAAAGGCAGAAUCAGCUACGACAGCAUGCCCAAGAACCAGCACCCCACGCGACCGUUAGAAGCCGCCGCAAUCCUGAGCAACCCGCGCCUACGACAAGUAACAGGCCUGCACCCGCGCAAAGCGUCCUGGUGGAAGGGCGUGCACCCGCCGAUGGACGAAUUGAUCCGGCUGCAAUGGGUCAUGAGUCUGCCGGACGCCUACCCCGUCAAGCGGCCGAAGGGCAACUUCUGAGAGCCGGCAAUGAAACGGGGUUGGGUUCGCAGACGAAGAAGAGAGAGGGAGGGGACAGAUGCAAAAAGAUAAUCACUACUCAAAUUCUUUUCGUCGUUAUCGUCAACAUCAUCUACUAUCCGCUAUCCCUAUACACCAGCCGUGCAAUCGGGUAUCUCAAGC